Macadamia integrifolia is the source of this 2251-nucleotide messenger RNA. Its product is annotated as F-box/WD-40 repeat-containing protein At5g21040. Gene Ontology annotation, molecular function: protein binding. Gene Ontology annotation, cellular component: preribosome, large subunit precursor. Lineage: Eukaryota; Viridiplantae; Streptophyta; Magnoliopsida; Proteales; Proteaceae. The record is from RefSeq and is a predicted model, not a curated record. The coding region runs from base 379 to 2076 and encodes 565 amino acids. The transcript has 2 exons.
CCCUUAAUACUCAUUAAGGCCUGAAAUAGGUCUCCUUCGUCGUUUACCCAAUGUUCUCUUCUACAGGUCCUUUGUUUUCCAUUUUUUCUUCUUAACUUAUCAGUUCCAACCGCUACUCUGGGAACUCUGCUCCAACUCCAAGAUCUCUAAGAAAACUCUCUGAGAGGAAGUUCAUCGUAGUUGGCACUAUCGAUACAGAGACCAAUUGGGUUGUUGAUUUCUGGGUUUCUAUUUUUUUAUACAGGAAGUUUAGGAAUUUCAGUUUUCUGAAAUUUUUGCAAAGGAAAGGGACUUGGGUUUUUCGUUAUUUUGUAUAUUUGCUUGAUCCAGGGGGAAUAGUUGUCUCUGGUGGCAUAUUUUUUUUCCUGUUCUCUUUUUAUGGCAUUGGAAUGCCACGGGACUGGAAAUUCGAAGGAUUCUCCAGAUCAUAUAGAUAAUAAUCCUUGGGACGAGGAGGUUGCACCUACCCAGUUCGGAUCCUCUAUUCCUCGUGCUAUAUCAGGAUUUGUUUUCAGAAAAGAAAGGCAUGAAUCUGUACUGCCGGAGCCCAGUUCUGAAUUUCAUCCCAAGAAGGGAAUUACAUCUUCUGGUAGUCAGAAACUUUCUCCAUCAAAUGACUCUGCUUCUAAUGGACUUCGUAAUAUAACUGACCUUCCACCGGCCUUGUUAUCCGAAAUCCUCCACUGCCUUGAUGCUAAAGAGCUGGGUAUUGUUUCCUGUGUGUCGACAUUCCUCUACCAGCUUGCGUGUAACCACUAUGGUUGGAAGGAGUUAUAUUGUGAAAGAUGGGGUCUGCCAUUGGGUUCAGCUCGGCCAGGUUCAGAAUUUCCAGAUGAGAAAUCUUGGAAGAAGCUUUUCGUAGAGAGAGAGUACAGGAGCAAGACCUUCAUGGGCCGUUAUAGUAUUGAUGUUCUCUAUGGCCACACUGAAGCAGUUCGGGCGGUUUUCCUUCUAACACCGGCAAAGCUUAUAUUUACUGGAGGUUACGAUUCCAUUAUUCGCAUGUGGGACAUGGAAGAAGGGUUGUCAAUUGCAUCUUCCCGUCCACUGGGAUGCACUAUCCGGGCGGUUGCAGCUGAUACCAAACUUUUGGUGGCAGGGGGAACUGAUGGCUUCCUCCAGUGUUGGAAAGCAGUGGCUGGGCUUCCUCAUUUGUUUGACAUUACGGGCGCCCAGAAUCAUAGUUCUGAGUUUCGGCUGUGGGAACAUAAAGGGCCUGUAACUUGCCUUGCAUUAGAUCCCAUGAGGAUUUACAGUGGUUCAUGGGACAUGACUGUGCUUGUUUGGGACCGAUCUCUCUUUAAGUGUGUAAAAAUAUUAAUGCAUGGUGAUUGGGUUUGGAGCCUUGUUCCUCGUGGUUCCAAUAUAGCAAGCACGGCAGGCAGGGAUGUUUACAUGUGGGACAUUGACAGUGGGGAUCAGCUUACCAUGAUUGAAAAUGUUCAUACUGGUAACACUUGUGCCUUGGCACGUAGUUAUAUGGGGGAUCUUCUGUUCACUGGAGGAGAGGAUGGAGCAAUACACAUGUUUGAGAUCAAAAGCCACAGCAUGGUUACUAAUGCUACUAAGGUUGCAACUUGGAUCCCUCACUCUGGUUCUGUUCACUCCCUCACAUUUGAGUUCCCCUGGCUCGUUUCGGCUUCAAGCGAUGGAAAGCUUUCACUGAUUGAUGUGAGAAAGUUACUAAAGGCAAGCAAGCGCUCUUGGUCAAGAAACCCCAGCAAAGUUAACAGGUCGGCUGCUGUGAGUGUGGAGGCUCCACAGAGGAUGCUACAUGGUUUUGGGUGCAAUCUGUUUUCAGUGGACAUUGGUGCUGAUCGCAUUGUAUGUGGUGGUGAGGAAGGUGUAGUUAGGAUGUGGAACUUCUCGCAAGCCUUGGAAAUUGAGCGGAGGGUUAGGGCAUUAAGGGGCAUCCGGCUAGAAAACCGGAUGAGGCGGCGGAAGAUCCAAACUGAAAUGAACACCAAGGGUGGCCGGGCUGAUCAAUGUUCAGUUGCUGCCAAGAAGAACCAAAUCAAUGGCGAUAGGAGUGUCUGGCAUGCUAAGCGUGGGGUUAGUGGGAAGUUGAAAGCUUAGUAUCUUUCAGGGUCAUUGUUCCGUUAUGGGCACUAAUACUUCUUAUUAGUGAUGUAGCAUGAUAACACCUCUAUGUUUCAAGCAGAUAUGGUUUUAGAGCUGUGUUUCAUCCACAGCAAUAUUUGAGUUUCAAGUAUGACUUUUUUAUUAAAGUCUGAUUGAUGGAUUCUUUCCA